This is a messenger RNA of Prunus armeniaca (apricot), 1071 nucleotides long. Lineage: Eukaryota; Viridiplantae; Streptophyta; Magnoliopsida; Rosales; Rosaceae. The record is from the annotation of a GenBank genome assembly.
AUGAACCACGAAACUUCCCUCUUCCAACCCCAGCCCUUCGCCGCCACGAUCCGCCGCCAUAGUCCCCGGAAACAGCCACGAAACAGGCGGCGCUGGACAGUUUUUGACAGAACUUCCAAGCGUUCGUUCUCCGUCGUCCGGCCACCAAAUCGGACGAGUGAGGUCAUAUUGCUGGUUGGAGUCUUUGCUUCUGAAGAUGUAUCCUGGGAGACUUACUGGCAGUCAGCUUUGCCAAAAACUCCAAUACCCCAAGCUGUGCAGGAACUUUUACACCCUGAGAACUGGCCAGGGACAGAAGGCAAAAGCACAUACACUGGGAUCAGCAAGGAUGCUUUGAACAUCAAUACCAUUCAAUCCGGGUCUGCAUUUACAACUGCAGGUCCAGAAAGCUAUGCCAAAGCCGCCACAGGAAAAAUCCCAGUUGAGCAAGGUGUUACUACUUUCUUCUUUGCAAAAGAUCUGCAUUUGGGGAAGAAAAUGACCUUACACUUCCCCAAAACCACAAACAACGCUAAACUUUUGCCGCUUCGAGUUGCAAAGUCCCUACCCUUUUCAAGCAGCAAGUUACCCGAGAUUCUAAACCGCUUUUCGCUGAAACCUGAAUCAGCAGAAGCAGAGAUAGUGAAACAAACAAUCGAAGAAUGCGAGGAACCAAGCAUAGAAGGGGAAGACAAGUACUGCGCGACGUCCUUAGAAUCUUUAGUCGAUUUCAGUGUUUCGAAGCUCGGGAAAUAUGCUGAGGUGUUCUCAACAAAAGUGGACGUAGAAAACAAGCAGGAAUAUAGGAUUGCGAGGAGAGUGGAGAAAAUUGGAGAGAGGUCGGUGGUCUGCCAUAAGCAGAAGUAUGUGUAUGCUGUGUUUUACUGCCAUGAAAUCCGUUCAACAAGGGCUUACAAGGUUUCUUUGGUGGGAGCUGAUGGAACAAAAGCAGAAGCGGUUGCUGUUUGCCACAGCGAUACAAGAAAAUGGAACAUUAAGCUUUUGGCUUUCCAGCUUCUCAAAAUUAAGCCAGGAACUGUCCCUGUCUGCCAUUUCUUGCCUAGUGGGAACCUUCUUUGGGUUCCAAACUAG